AUGGCCUACGUCCAGCCCCCCUUCUACAACCCGAGCAUCCCGUUUACCGGCUCCAUCCACGGCGGCCUGCAGGAGGGAAAAUGCAUCAUCGUUAGCGGACGCGUGCUACCUGGAGCCAACAGGUUCCACAUCAACCUGCAGAGCGGUUCCGGGGCCGGGGCGGACGUGGCCCUCCACCUGAACCCGCGCUACGACGGGCAGGCCUACGUGGUCGCCAACACGCUGCAGCACGGCAGCUGGGGCAGUGAGGAGAGGAAGUUCAGCUCCCCAUUCCCCGCCGGGUCCCCCUUCAGCCUGGUGCUCAGCGUCUCACGGGACUUCUACCACAUGAACGUAAACGGGUCCCACUUCAUGGAUUACCGGCAUCGGAUCCCUUUCCAGCGGGUGGACACCAUCAUUGUGGGAGGAAACGUGGAGAUUAACUCCAUCGGCUUCCAGAACCCGGCGAUGCCGCCACACCCGGCGUUCCCAGCCCAGCCGGCGUUUCCCUCCCAGGCUGCCUUCCCCUCCUUUGCAGGAUUCCCCCCCCAGGCUGCCUUCCCAGUCCCUCAGAUGCCUGCGAGGUGUCCCCCCCCUGACGCCCUCCGUCUCUCGGCAGAAGCCCUCGGAUCCGUCAUGGCCUCUCCAGAGAUCGCCUCCGUGUCCUGGGGCCACAUGCUGGUGAAGGGAUGCCCCUCCAGCUACAAGGACUGCAAGGUGUGGCCCGGGGGCAGCCGGGCCUGGGACUGGAGGGAGACGGGGACCGAUAUCGAGGUGCGCCUCCUGCUGGCCUACAGCUGUCUGCCCUCGGCGCCGCGCCCGGCGUGGAGCGACGGCGUGGACGCGCUGACCCCGCCGGACGCCGCCGUGGAGGGAACCAUCCCCUUCAGCAAGGCAGUCAAGGUCUUCAUCAUGCCCAAACCCGCCCGCCGCUGA
Molecule: messenger RNA, 915 nt
Organism: Menidia menidia (Atlantic silverside)
Lineage: Eukaryota; Metazoa; Chordata; Actinopteri; Atheriniformes; Atherinopsidae
Source: the annotation of a GenBank genome assembly